AUGGAUGCCUACUCACAUCUACAUGGAAGUAUCAGCCAAAUGUCAGCAACCCUCAAUGUGUUGAUUCCUUUAAAUUUUCUAUCACCAAGCAAACAAAAAAAGCAGAUUCUGUUCAACCUAGAUCACACACCCAACCCCACCGUUAUGAUUUCAAACUUUGGGGUUUCUGCAUUCUGCGUUAGGUCAAACGAAUGGAACGGUAGUGAAGGCAAGCGAAGGCAUGUAGGUAAACGGUUCUUCGCUGGUCUAUCUAUUGGUAACUUGACUUACCCAAGACUGGACCCCGAUACUGUGACCCGCACACACGAAAGGGAUCAGAAUCAGGCUAAAUGA
Aspergillus niger is the source of this 333-nucleotide messenger RNA. RefSeq lists its product as hypothetical. The transcript is spliced from 7 exons. The record is from RefSeq and is a predicted model, not a curated record. The coding region runs from base 1 to 333 and encodes 110 amino acids. Lineage: Eukaryota; Fungi; Ascomycota; Eurotiomycetes; Eurotiales; Aspergillaceae.